AUGACCCCGCAACAGAUUCUCGAAGCCCAACGCGAGAUCGCCUCCGUACUCUCCCCGGACAACAUUGCCUUCCUCAAGAACCGCUCGCGCCCAGCACCAUCUCCCACCCCACUUUCCGAUUCUCACUCCCCAUCCACCCCACUGUCCGCGGACGACCAUGUUGAGCAGCAGAAGCGUCUCUGGAUGACCGACGCUUGCGUCCCGCUCGAAAGCGAUACCUCAGUCGAUUCCCUUCUGUCCAAAGCUCUGCACGCCCUAGGACCCCUGGCCUCCCAUCGCUUCGACCUUAAGGGUCAUUCCCUCACCCCACACCAAAUCGCCCACCUUCCAACCCACCUCGGUCUUCACCACCAUGGCGCAGAGCCCGCAAGCGCAGGCUAUACCCUCGCAGACCUGCUGCUCCUCACCCGCUCCACUGUUCUCGGCCAGCGCGUCUUGGCCCUUCGCAUUCUCACCGCCUUGCUGCAGAACCACGGCUCCUCCGUUUCAGCUCCUCUCGUCGAAUCCGGCGGACUUGCCCUCGCCUUUGCCCCGUUUCCCUCCCGUCUCAACUUCGAGGCCGCACUCACAAAUCGCAUCGCUUUUAUUGAAGCUGUCGAGGCUCUCGUCAAGCCGCAUUCACACCUUGCUCAGGACUGCCUUGUGCCCUCGUUCUACCUGGCCUCGCGCUUCUACUCUCCAAACCUUCACCUUCGACCGCCACCAGUGCUCUCCGUGUUGGCGGAGUCGGCCUGUGUCCCCGUCCUGGUCAACAUUGCGCGCCACGACGCCUCUAAUACAGAGACAGAGCAGUUUGCACUUCGAGCUCUAGCCAUGGUCAGAGCCAUUGUCACGUUUUCUGCAAAGUCGUCGCGAGACAUGCUUGUGGGCCGCGCCACGUCUCAGGCCAUGCAACAACUUUGCCUUGGCCGCGACACCCUCCGGCCCAUCACGGCACUACUAGCGUGUGACGCUUUGUCCCAAGCAAUCGUCAACGCGGCGUGGAGCGACCCUGAGCUAGUAAAGUCCUUAGACGACUCAUGUUUUAGCGACACUUUCAUGCGACGCGUCACUCAACCGCUCACCUGGUUUCUCCGAGAUGCGUCGGUGAGACCCAGUGAGUGUCACUUCCAGGCAGCAAAGGGUGCGCUCCGCAUGCUCAGGGCCUGCCUCACUUUCCAACGAGGCUUAAUGCCAUUUACCUCUUGCGCCCCAGCGGUUUGUAGGUUGGCCCAUGAGGGUGUCGAACUAUCCGCAGAAGCGUAUUUAGCGCUCGAAGCAUACACCCACUGUUUGUACACUACCGUCUCGUCAGAGGGCAAUGGAAAAGAUGACCAAGGGGUCGAAAAGGGUCGAACCGCUCCAUCGCCUGGAGCCGUGUCAAAGCCACCACCAGGCGAACAACUGCAGUUUGCCAAAGACCAGCUCUCAGGGCUUGUUCCCAUCGCAUUAGAGGCGUCGAGGGUAUUCGUUUCAUCGGCUCAGAGCGAGAACCCCCUCCGCAAAGCGGCUGCUGGUCACUUUGUCGCAACUCUUCUCGCCAUUGCUGCCAUUCCCCUCGAUCCAACUGUGAUGCGAAAGAUUCUCAGCCAAUGCUCUGUAGCUUCGGAAACAAUUGCGUCUUUCUCCGAGUCCGUCACGACUGACGGACUGGACACCCUUCAAGCCCAAGCGUCCCUAAGCCACGCAGGGGCCAGAACGUUGGCGCGCGUGCAGGUGGACCAGGAAUACGUGCAACGAGAAGUAAAGCGCCUCAUGAUCGGUGUGAAGCGUGAGUUUCGAUGCUUGGACGGAAAUCGAGAGGGGCUCAAGUUUCCGUGGAGGCCGGCAUCGAAUGCGUGUGCAGAAUGGAUAGGGUUGUUUGCAAAGGUUUCUUCUGGUGUGAACGCAGUGAAGAUGGCCAUGGACCUAAUUCCCUGGAUUUCGGACCCGCAAAUCAUCAUCGAUAUCUUGGCAAGAUGUGUUCUUCGAGCCACUUGUCUCACGGAUAUCAACCCCUCCCUCACAGUAGAGCAGGCACGAAAGUGCUCAGAAGACCUGCUACCCCUUGCGCAAACGGAUCUGUGGGAAUUGUCGAGCCGGACAGAUCCACCCUCAGGACUGCCUAGCGUAUCUAGCGGAGAUCGCACGGAACACAAGCUUUUAGUCGACCCCGAGGAUCUUGGGAGCAUGUGGGUCAAACAUGAAGGAGCAAUUGACUAUUUCUUUUUUGUUGCAACAGGCUGGUUCGAAAAAGAAAUCCUUGCUCCGGAUGUACUGUUUCGCAUCCUCUUGAAAUCACCAAGCGCGUGGUACGAGACUUCCCCGAAACUUUUUCCUUUACUGCAACGCACUGCUAGUGAAGCUAUCAGACGAGGCACAACCUUAUUUCGGUCAAAAUACGACACCACGCUCAGCACAAUAUCUACAUCUCCAGAUUCGGAUCUGACUACUUGUUUGCUUGGGAUGGCAGACCAUUUAGUAACUCGUGGCCCUGUAUCAACUGAGGGCCAUUCCCAGGCGGAUCCUUUGGCCACAGUUAUCCUGACGAUCAUGUGUGCGCCUGAAGCUGAUGAUAGUCUGAGAGGGGCACUCUGGAAGAAGACUGUGGAGGAGUGUGGCGGAGCUAUCUUAUUUGAAAGAGCAUUGUUCCUCGUCGAUCGCAGUACAAAGUCAUACAGGGCUCGUGAAAGCAGUGCAGAUGCAUUGAUGGUAAGGUAUUGCACCGCCAUGAAACGUGGAAUUUUGACAGGACCGCGAUGCCCGCCGGUUCUCAGUGCCAUCAUUGUGAUGGAAAUGGCUGCUCAAAUUGAGUCUCGCGAUCCCGAUGAUCCGAAGGCACUGUGGACUUUGAAAGAGGCGUUGAAGGAUGGCCCACGCACCAGAUUCUUUUAUGCUUUACAAGAGAUGUUAGGAUCAACAGCUAGAAACGACCACACAAAUAUAGUCACCAACUGGUUGGUUGUACAUGAACAAAAGUAG
Messenger RNA from Chondrus crispus (carragheen), 2940 nucleotides. RefSeq lists its product as hypothetical. Gene Ontology annotation, cellular component: nucleus. NCBI's taxonomy places the organism in Eukaryota, Rhodophyta, Florideophyceae, Gigartinales, Gigartinaceae. Gene Ontology annotation, biological process: transcription by RNA polymerase II. The transcript has a single exon. The record is from RefSeq and is a predicted model, not a curated record. The coding region runs from base 1 to 2940 and encodes 979 amino acids.